This is a messenger RNA of Alternaria ventricosa, 696 nucleotides long. RefSeq lists its product as uncharacterized. NCBI's taxonomy places the organism in Eukaryota, Fungi, Ascomycota, Dothideomycetes, Pleosporales, Pleosporaceae. Bases 1 to 696 code for a protein of 231 amino acids. The transcript is spliced from 2 exons. The record is from RefSeq and is a predicted model, not a curated record.
AUGGAUCCGGUCAAAUUGGCCAAAGGACUAGCGGAUGUGCAUCUACGAUCUGUAUCUCCAACAGGCAAAUUCGGCUUCCACCUCUCGACGUGCCAUGGGCGGGUAACUCAGGCUGUCGAUACAUGGGAGGUCUCCUGGUGUGCGCUGUUCAGUAAGCACCUAGGCCAUGUCAUGGAGCUGGCGAAGCCAAUUCUCAACUGGCCAGCAUUCGACGCGGUAUGCGAUCUCACCCUCCGGAAGGUAGUGCCACGUCUAUUGUUACCUCUCCAAGAAAAAGGCCGGAUCUUGAAACCGUGCCUGAUCCACGGCGAUUGCUGGGAUGGUAACACGGCGAUCGACGCCAAGACUGGCGAGGCUUUCGUUUUCGAUGUGGCUUCUUUCUACGGGCACAACGAGUACGACAUUGGCAAUUGGAGAGCACCGCGCCACCGCGUGAGUAGCAAGGCCUAUAACGACAGCUACAAAUGUCAUUUCCCAGUGUCCGAACCUGUCGAAGAUUGGGACGCGCGGAAUCGUCUGUAUUCGUUGACAUUCAACAUCGGCAAUGCGAUGUAUGUCCCCGAGUCACAGCAGCGCCAAGUCGUAUUCGAUGAUAUGAGUACCCUAUGUCAGCUCUUCUGUCCGGGCGAUCUGCAAGCCACGAUGGAGAAGCUCUCGGAACACAGUGCGGUCGGCAAGGAGCUGCAGAAUUAUUGA